AUGCCGGGCAGAGGCGGCCUGUCCAGCAGCACUGUAAGCCUUAGCAUCCGGAAAUGCUGUUAUCUUACAGGAAAGGCACAGGGGUGGGGUAAGGCGCCCCCAGAAAACAAACAUCCACUCAGAGCGGGUCCGAGCACUCAGAAGCCCGGACAAAUACAAUCAAAUAUGGAAUUUUCAGCACUAGAGAACACCGCAAUGAUAUCUUCCCCAGACCUGUACCACUGUCCCUCUCUUCUGGAGACCUUGACCCGGAUUGAUCAAUUGUUUGUCCACAAAGAAAAAAGUUGUGCUGAAGUUUGUGCAGAAGUUUGCUGUGGAAUAAAGUUUAACAACCGAUAUACUGUGAAGAAUGACAAUGGGGAGAGCAUUUUUACUAUUCUUGAGGACAACGAUUGUUGUAACAGGACUUGCUGUGCUGGAGCACGUUCCUUCAUAAUGAGUGUUUUUAAUAACUCAAAUCAAGAGAUCAUCAGACUGGUGCACCCGCUUGUUUGGACUUGCUGCGGCAAUGAGCUGGAGGUUCAGUCCCCACCGGGCAUUAUCAUUGGAUAUGUUCAACAAAACUUUCACACUUUCCUACCUAAACUCACCGUUGAGAAUGAACGAGGUGAACCGGCAUUUAAGAUCGCGAAACAGCGUGUAUUCUUCUUCACGGAUCAAAUCUUUGAGCUGGUGUCUCUGAAUGAGGCAGCGACAGACAAUCCAUUUGGCAAGAUCGUCAAACCCUUCUCUAGCAGUGGACCCAAACGCAGGUGUGGAAUUUUGUGGUGA
Messenger RNA from Megalobrama amblycephala (Wuchang bream), 771 nucleotides. RefSeq names its product phospholipid scramblase 2-like. Gene Ontology annotation, biological process: plasma membrane phospholipid scrambling. NCBI's taxonomy places the organism in Eukaryota, Metazoa, Chordata, Actinopteri, Cypriniformes, Xenocyprididae. Gene Ontology annotation, cellular component: plasma membrane. Bases 1 to 771 code for a protein of 256 amino acids. The transcript is spliced from 8 exons. Gene Ontology annotation, molecular function: phospholipid scramblase activity. The record is from RefSeq and is a predicted model, not a curated record.